Molecule: messenger RNA, 3527 nt
Organism: Myripristis murdjan (pinecone soldierfish)
Lineage: Eukaryota; Metazoa; Chordata; Actinopteri; Holocentriformes; Holocentridae
Gene: mapk8a
Product: mitogen-activated protein kinase 8a
Exons: 12
Coding region: 222-1535 (437 amino acids)
Biological process (GO): protein phosphorylation
Molecular function (GO): ATP binding; MAP kinase activity
Source: RefSeq, a predicted model, not a curated record
UGUCAGUAGCAGCCAGAUGGAAACGUAGGCAAGUGAAUUUGGUGAGGUCAUGUAUUUUUAAGCCGCACAACGGAAUAAAUCAUCCACCACCAGCGGCAUAAACAAAUAGUCUUCUCCAGAACAUUAUAUCGCUGAUCGCACCGCGGGGAAGCCGGUAGUUUGAUUUGAUUACGGAGAGGACAUUUUUGGAUGCACAAAAAGCAGUAAUCGAAGAUUUCGCCAUGAACAAAAACAAGAGGGAACGAGAGUUCUACAGCCUAGAUGUUGGGGAUUCGACAUUCACAGUCUUGAAACGUUACCAGAACCUAAGACCCAUCGGCUCUGGAGCACAGGGAAUCGUCUGCUCUGCUUACGACCAAAACCUUGAAAGGAAUGUUGCCAUCAAGAAGCUGAGUCGGCCGUUUCAGAAUCAGACCCAUGCUAAGAGGGCGUACAGAGAACUAGUCCUAAUGAAAUGUGUCAAUCACAAAAAUAUCAUUGGCCUAUUAAAUGUAUUUACACCACAAAAAUCAUUAGAAGAAUUCCAAGAUGUAUACUUGGUGAUGGAGCUGAUGGAUGCCAACCUGUGCCAGGUCAUUCAGAUGGAGCUGGAUCAUGAGAGGCUGUCCUACCUACUCUAUCAGAUGUUGUGUGGUAUCAAACACCUCCAUGCUGCUGGCAUCAUUCACAGGGACCUCAAGCCCAGUAACAUUGUUGUGAAGUCAGAUUGUACGCUGAAGAUUCUGGACUUCGGCCUGGCUCGGACCGCCGCCACGGGCCUGCUAAUGACACCGUAUGUGGUGACGCGCUACUACAGAGCACCGGAGGUUAUCCUGGGCAUGGGCUACCAGGCCAAUGUGGAUGUAUGGUCAGUGGGCUGCAUAGUGGCCGAGAUGAUCCGGGGUAGCGUGUUGUUCCCCGGCACUGAUCACAUUGACCAGUGGAACAAGGUGAUCGAGCAGCUUGGCACUCCAUCUCAGGAGUUCCUAAUGAAGUUGAACCAGUCAGUAAGAACCUAUGUAGAGAACAGGCCGCGCUACGCCGGAUACAGCUUCGAGAAACUCUUCCCCGACGUGCUCUUCCCUGCUGACUCUGAACACAAUAAACUGAAAGCGAGCCAAGCGAGGGAUCUCUUAUCCAAGAUGUUAGUCAUUGACGCCUCAAAGCGCAUUUCCGUCGACGAGGCCCUGCAACACCCCUACAUUAAUGUUUGGUACGACCCAGCUGAAGUGGAGGCGCCCCCUCCGAAGAUCACAGACAAACAGCUGGACGAGAGGGAGCACACUGUGGAAGAGUGGAAAGAUCUGAUUUAUAAGGAAGUGUGUGAAUGGGAGGAGUGGACGAAAAAUGGAGUGAUCAGAGGUCAGCCACCUCCUUUAGGUGCAGCAGUGAUCGACAGCUCCCCUCAGCCCGCAUCAUCCUCCUCCUCGGCCAACGACGUCUCGUCCAUGUCCACGGAGCCCAGUGACCCGAGCAGUGACCCCACCAUGACCUCUGACACAGAGAGCAGCCUGGACAGCCACACCUCCCUUGGCGCUCUCGGCUGCUGCAGAUAACAUACACACACAAACAUACAUAUGCACACAUGCACAUAAACAUACGCAAACACAAACACAAACACAAACACAAACAAACAGCCCUGUCCCUCACUUUUGCACCUACAAGUACAAUAAGUUUCACGGGGAUAGGGUUUAGGCCAAUGGAACUUCUCAUGUUAGUUUGUAGAGCUAUGCUUUUUAUGUACAGUUUGUUUUUAUUUACUCCUCCCCCUCUCUCCCCAUACUGCUGUAAAUGAUUGUGGUUUGAAAUUGUAUUAUUAUUUUUGCUGCAAAGAAUCAAGAGUAUGUUUUUUGAUGUGAAUCUGUGAUGUAUGUUCUGAAAGGGAGGGAACUGAGUGUACUGUACACAUUGCUGUUUUUAAGCUACUGCUAUACAGUGGAAUACCAUACUGUUAGCAUUACAAGAUUAAUUAUGUUUAAUAUAUUUUUAAAUUGUUCAUUUAGCAUUUUUGUAUUUCUGGGACAUUUGAAUGAAUCUAUACUAAAUCUCUCUCUCUAUAGCUCAGUAGGGUAUAACACACAUCAUCUUGGAUAUUAAUGCAAAUGGAUGAUUUUAUUUUCAGAUUUUUUUUCCUGUCUUUCUUGUAGAAAGUAUCCUUCAGUGAAUCCAAGUUAACUUAUUUGUUAGUAUUACGUCAUCUCUGAUUAUGUGAACCUUGAGAAACUGACUAUUUUGUCUUCACUCAGCUGUUCUAUUUCCCUGACUUUUAACUGCUUUUUUUACUAUGGCAUACUGUAAGGCUGACUGUAUUUUAACUUGUUUAUUUAUUUAACCAUAAUUCAUAGGUGAUGGUCUGUGUGAUGAGGAAGAACAGGGUGAAUGUAAGAUAGGAGAACAGUGGCACAGUAAUGGUUGCGAUAAGCAUUGUAACAAGCUGAUGUAGGCCACUCCAUUGGCUAGAAUAAGUGCUGUAUUUGAGGAAUGGACUGUUACCGGGGACUAAGCCUAAAUUAGUCACUUUACCCUCUUGGUAGGUUCUUUCAGACCUUUUGAUUUACAGCUAUCUGAUAAUAUUUGAUUUGAUUUAAGUGCCCUUACUCAGUUCAGUGAUUUUAUGUCCUCUCUGUGGCAGAUGCUCCCGUCUCUGUGGUGCGUCUUUCUUAGUUCUACCUCACACAUGCACAUGCACACCCUCAAACACACAAACACACACAUACACACAACAUGUUUCUGGAGAUAUGUAUAUCAUGGCACACAACCUCUGAAAGAACUGCGAAAAAAAGAUCUAGUUUUUCUGUAUUUGUGUAUUUAUUUAUUUAUUUAUUUGAAGCUAGGAGGCGGCUAUUGUAUGUAAUGUACAUUUCAUUCAAAAGUACUAUUUAUAUGCAUUUUUUUUCAUUGUUUUCUGUGCAAUAUAAUUCAUAGAAUAGUAUAGGUAGUCAGUGAUUGAUCUGUACAUUUUAACUGUAGAUGUAUGUAUGUUUUCUGAGAGUCAGAAAACAAUUUGCUACCUGCCAUGAUUACCAUUGGAUGUAUUUGAUGGCUCAAAUUCCCAGCCUGUCCCAUUGCCCUUAUCAUGGCUGGGCAUUUCCCUUGACUACAGCCAGGCAGUAACCCCUAGCAUCAGCUCCCAGAAUGCAUUUUUGGGGAUUGUGAUGCAUGUCCUGACCCUUCCUGGGCUGUAUCUGAAUAGGCUGUUGUGGCUUCCUCUCCUCGUGAUUUUCUCUCCUCCCAUCUCCUCACAAUAGAAAAGAUAGGAUAGACAACAAUGCAUGAGUUUUCUUUGAGCAAAUUUGGUUUAGUGUGGGUACAUCCAGAGAAAAGGAGAGCAAGCCAUUCAGCACAAUUGGGAUGAUGCUGUAGUCUUCUGAUGGUUUGGCCAAAUGCUGACAGUAAAGAGUUAACCUGUUGUGGUGUACUUUGGUAAGGCCAGUUGUGUGAAUUUUAGCCUUUGGAUCUGAAAUUGCCUCACUAACAGACCAAUAAUAUACAUCAGAAAUGGAAACUGUCUACCUUCAACUCCGGCAAAUAAAAGAGUUGAAUUUUAA